UGCUCUGCGCAUCGAUCCAUUGAUCGACCUUCGCAGCAGCUAGCAAUGGCGCCGCUUGCGACGUCUGCGAGGUCGAGGACACUGCUGCUCUCUGCCCUCCUCUGCAUGCUCCUCUUCUCAGAGGUCUGCGUGCUGCAAUGCGGCGCGGCGAUCGGCAUCAACUACGGGCAGGUGGGCAACAACCUGCCGACGCCGGCGCAGGCGGUGUCGCUCCUGUCGUCGCUGCGCGUGGGCAAGGUGCGCAUCUACGACGUGAACCCGCAGGUGAUGGCGGCGUUCGGCGGCACGGGCAUCGAGCUCAUCGUCACGGUGCCCAACGACCUGGUGCAGCCCAUGGCGGCCAGCGCGGGGCAGGCGGCGCAGUGGGUGGCCGCCAACAUCCGGCCCUACUUCCCGGCGACGCGCGUCACGGGCGUCGCCGUGGGCAACGAGGUGUUCACCGACGACGACGAGGCGCUCAAGGCCAGCCUCGUCCCGGCCAUGCGCAACCUGCACGCCGCGCUGGCGCAGCUGGGCAUGGACGGCUACGUGCACGUCUCCACCGCCAGCUCCCUCGGCGUGCUCGCAAACUCCUACCCGCCGUCGCAGGGCGCCUUCACGCCGGAGUGCGCCGCGCUCAUGCUCCCCUUCCUCCGCUUCCUCGCCGAGACCAACGCCCCAUUCUGGAUCAACGCUUACCCCUACUUCGCCUACAAGGGCGACCCCGCAAACGUGUCCCUGUCCUACGCGCUGUCGGACCCGUACCACGUCGGCGCGGUGGACCCCUACACGCACCUGCAGUACACGAGCAUGCUGUACGCACAGGUGGACGCGGUGAGCUUCGCGGCGGCGCGCCUCGGCUACGGCGGCAUCCCGGUGUACGUGUCGGAGACGGGGUGGCCGUCCAAGGGCGACGCCGACGAGGUGGGCGCCACCGUCGAGAACGCCCGCGCCUACAACCGCAACCUGCUGGUGCGGCAGGUCGGCAACGAGGGCACGCCGCUCCGCCCGCGCCAGCGGAUCGAGGUCUACCUCUUCGCGCUCUUCAACGAGAACAUGAAGCCCGGGCCAACCUCCGAGAGGAACUACGGACUCUACCAGCCCGACGGCCGGAUGGUAUACAACGUCGGCCUCACGCAGCAGCAGACCACGUCGGCGACGGCUCUCUCCCUCGCAGCCUCCUCCGCGCCGCCGUCCACCAAGGAUGUUAGGAAAGACUUCACCAGCAUGUUCCUCUUCACAGCUCUGGCCAUCCUUCUUACCUCGCAGGCUUUCUUACUAGGGUGACAAAAUCACCCAACGGUGUGGCCAUAUGCAUGCAAGCUCAACAAUACAAAGCAAAUGGCCUUGACUUUUGUGGACACAAAGCCCCCAAGACCAAAGGGGGCAGAUGAUGCACCGUGUGAAGGUAUGAAAUGGCCCCCUUGCCAUCUUAUCAUAGGUGACACACCCUUCUUUUGUUUGUCAUGUGGGAGCUUUAUAUCCCUAAUGGCCCAGCCAUGCAAGAGGGAAAGUCACUUUUUAUUUGCAUUUCACAUGCCCCUUCCCUU
Messenger RNA from Lolium rigidum, 1529 nucleotides. Its product is annotated as glucan endo-1,3-beta-glucosidase 14-like. Gene Ontology annotation, biological process: carbohydrate metabolic process. Gene Ontology annotation, cellular component: plasma membrane. NCBI's taxonomy places the organism in Eukaryota, Viridiplantae, Streptophyta, Magnoliopsida, Poales, Poaceae. Gene Ontology annotation, molecular function: hydrolase activity, hydrolyzing O-glycosyl compounds. The coding region runs from base 46 to 1266 and encodes 406 amino acids. The transcript has 4 exons. The record is from RefSeq and is a predicted model, not a curated record.